This is a messenger RNA of Dentiscutata erythropus, 660 nucleotides long. The record is from the annotation of a GenBank genome assembly. Lineage: Eukaryota; Fungi; Glomeromycota; Glomeromycetes; Diversisporales; Gigasporaceae.
AUGCCACUAAUCGUUAUUUGUAGCGUCGAUCAAUUUGGAUUAACAAACAAGCUUAGAGGCAUUGAUAUUGAUGAAUUUAUUCGGGCUUUUCAAAAACUUGUAUAUGAUGAUUUUUCAGAAGAUCAAACAGAACAAGAAAUUACAGAGCUAUGGGAACGAUUUCCAAGUGCAAAAAAGUCAAGCCAGCGCGUUGAGAGCCUGCAUAGCCAAUUAAAAAGUGUUGAAAGUCACAUUACUCCAAUUGAUAAGCACACACAAGAUAAUAAGAAUAUAAGUCUAGAAAAGUUACGUUCAAUAUAUUCACAAUAUGUAUUUGAAACCUAUAUAAAAAAGCAACGAGAUCUCGUAAGAUCUGGGGAAUAUGGAGUUCUUAAAAGCGAUGCUAAUAUGUAUGAUGUAGUGCAUAUCGAUGAUCAACAGGGUAAUUUUGAAAUGACUAUUGUUGAUAGUGCUACAAAUUAUAAAGAAAUUAAGAUUCCUAAGAUCAAGCGUAAGCGUGGUCGUCCCUCUAAUAACAAGCAUAUCUGCAGUACUUUUGAAAAUGUUGUUAAAAAACCUAAAGUCGAGAAAUUGGAUAAUAAUGAUGCAACAAUGCUUAUAAAGCUUGACUCACGUAUUUAUCAAAGCAUAGUAUCAGAGGUGUGGCCUAUACUAUUUUGA